CUCCCAUAAAACAUUCAAUUCCUCAACUUUUAGUUUACUUUCAUCAACACCACCAAAACUUUUGUUAAAAUGGCAGACAUUUUUGAUGAAUACGGCAACCCGAUCCAACUCACCGACGAGCACGGCCGCCAAGUUCAACUCACCGACGAACACGGUGUCCCCGUUCACCUUACCAGCGUCGCCACAACAGUAGACCCGGUUCAGCAUGCAGGAACAACCGCUGGUCCCGAAACGCACGGUGGAACCCACUUCGCUCCUACUGUUACUGAGCCUAUGGUUGGGGAUGGGGUUGGGGUUGAGACGGGUGGUCAACCACCGUGUCAUAUGAGAGUUGAUGAUGCUGAAGGCGGAACUCAGCAACAGCCGGGAAGUUCUAGCUCCAGCUCCCAGUCUGAAGACGACGGCGAAAGAGGGAGGAGGAAGAAGAAGAAGGGGCUGAUGCAGAAAAUCAAGGAGAAGCUUCCGGGGCAUAAAAACAAGGAGGAAAUAGUUCCAGAGAAGGUGUACACCGCGACUACGAAAGUAACUGUGACGACGCCAGCAGGGGCGCCGGAUGUACCCAAAACCGAAAGCAUUCGGGUGGAGCAUCACGAGGAAGAGCACGAGAAGAAGGGUUUUAUUAAUAAGAUCAUGGAUAAACUCCCCGGCCACCACUAGCUUAUGAUCAAGUUGUCGUCUGGAGGUUGUAUAUAGACUUGUAUGUAUCGUGUUGAUGGGUGGUGACUCGUAUCAAGUUUGGUUGUAACUUUUGUGAAUUUUAUUGUUUGAAAUAAAAGUUGCAUGUACAUAGUAA
This is a messenger RNA of Helianthus annuus (common sunflower), 793 nucleotides long. RefSeq names its product late embryogenesis abundant protein. The coding region runs from base 70 to 657 and encodes 195 amino acids. Gene Ontology annotation, biological process: response to water. The transcript is spliced from 2 exons. NCBI's taxonomy places the organism in Eukaryota, Viridiplantae, Streptophyta, Magnoliopsida, Asterales, Asteraceae. The record is from RefSeq and is a predicted model, not a curated record.